AUGCUGGGCACUGAUUUCCAUGAUAAAGAACUUGUCGAUCAUGUAAACAUUUUUAGCUUUAGAUUAUUCUGCAACGCUGAGUAUGACCAGCAUGGUGUCCAGCAAUACCGAACGUGGCAAUACAACGAUGAAUCAUCGUUGUUAAUUGUAUUGAAACUUUGUAGAACGAGUUGCCUUUGUUUCAUUAUGUCUUGUGAAAGUAGUGAUCCUAUAGCACAAUCACCAUCACCACCACCAGAACUCAAGUUCAAACUCCCAACAACGAGUGAUUUUGAUAGUGAACUAUAUGGCUGGUCAAGUGACGAGAUUCAGUCAAAACUACCAACAGAUAUUCUGCUAAUAACAGCAAAUGAUCAUGAAUUCAAUGCUUGCUAUUCAUAUAUGAAACACGUUCAACGAGGUGUUUGUAAAAAGCUAGGAUAUGUAUAUUUUGGUCAAUUUGGUGAUCAGAAUGACCCGAAAGUGAGAGUUGCAUUGAUGAAAUGUUGGCAGGGACCGGCUGCGGCUCUGAUAGCAGUGAAAAAUGCCGCUGAAAUUUUAAAUCCAAAAGUAGUCCUUUUCGUCGGGAUCUGUGCAAGCAUGAAACCGACGAAGGCAAAACUUGGCGAUGUCGUGAUUUCUGCCAAACUGGCAACUUAUGAUGAUAAGAAAAUUAAGGAAAAUGGCACAGUGGAGCAUCGCGGCACCAAAGCGAACGUUAGUAGAAAUAUGGCUCGUCUUAUUCUCAAUGCAGCUGAUGGUUGGAAACCACCGUUAAAAGACCAGAAUAGUUUAAAUGUCGCCGUUCAUCGUGACGCUGUAAUGUUAAGUGGCUCGGAUUCAGUUGAUAGUCUUGACAUACGACAAAAGUUAGCGAAACAUUUCCCAGAUGCACUCGGUCUUGAAAUGGAGGGUGCAGGUAGGUAAAAGCCUCCCUCAUCAUUCAAGUGCUCCACACCGAUAAGGCUUCAAACCGGUGUAUUGUACCAACCGGUGUUUAAACAUGAUAGGCCUUGAUGCGCCAUUAAUGCAAAAUGGGUUAGCAUUAUGCCUACGACAGGAACACACGUCUGAAUUUAAUUUUUUAAUUUUUAGGUCUACUUGCAGCAGCGUAUGAUAUUGGCAUGGAAUGGGCUGUUGUCAAAGCAGUGUCGGAUUUUGCUGACGGAAGUAAAGAGAAAACAAAACAUUGGCAGCCAUUUUCCAGCGCAAUGGCGGCAUCUGUUGUAUAUAAUAUGUUCAAAUAUCCUGUUGUGCUAGAAGACUGGCCUCACCACAAGCCAAACGACGUGGAAGGUAUACCUUAAAUACAAUUUUGGAAUUAUUUUAAAUAUAAAUUAUACACGUCGUUAUAUUUUCGUUUUUAGCCAUCCCCACAACUUCACGUAAUGACACAAAAAUUGGUCAGUUGGAUCAGGUAAGUAUAUCAUUACGAAUAGUGAACUUUAUUUAAGCACGGAGGUCUGUCAUCGAAAAUGAGAUGAUCUUCCCAGGCAUCUGACAUCUUCAUUCCUUUCUUCCCCCAUAUAUUCCUUGCAUCUAUUUUUUCUUCCUUUCUUCUAUCAUUCCAAUCCUUUUCCCUUUAUUGCCUAUUUAUCUUCUAUCUCAUUACCUUAUUUAUGACCAAUAAAAAAUCUCUCCCUCUGACAGAACACUGAGUACAAAGCGAAAAGGCCAAGGACGACGCAACUGGAGAAACUGUAG
This is a messenger RNA of Paramuricea clavata, 1683 nucleotides long. NCBI's taxonomy places the organism in Eukaryota, Metazoa, Cnidaria, Anthozoa, Malacalcyonacea, Plexauridae. The record is from the annotation of a GenBank genome assembly.